AUGCUAGGUGCUUGGGUUGAGGUUGGAGAGGACCAUGACGGCACCGAAGCGGAUCGCGAGCCAGCAGCCUCCAACGGCGGCGCUGACUAUGACGAAGGCUACGAGUUGGGAGAAAGCCAACACGAGCGGGGUAGAGCGCUCAUGGUUAGUAGUCCGUCCGCGCCGGUAGCUCCAGCUACAGGCAGCGAAGACGGUGAAGACGACGGCGGCGGCAGCGACGACGUCAGUAUCACAGAGGAAGACUUUCUCUGGCAUGCGUUGCAGGAGGAGGCUGCGUUGCAGGAGAAUGGGUUGCAGGAGGUUGCGGCGCUCGAUCCUUCGGAUAGUGGCUCGUCAACGAUAUCGAGGCCGACGUCCCACGACCGGCGAUCGCCUUCUCCCCGAGAGUUGCAGCCGAGUCAGCCGUUUACGCGCCGGAAUGCCGUAACAUCCACUGAUAUCCUACAGCUUUUCCCCGAUGGCGAGGAUGGCCGCCUCGCCUGGAGGGUGGUUGCGAGCCAUGAGUGGGGCUGA
This is a messenger RNA of Gaeumannomyces tritici R3-111a-1, 513 nucleotides long. RefSeq lists its product as hypothetical. Lineage: Eukaryota; Fungi; Ascomycota; Sordariomycetes; Magnaporthales; Magnaporthaceae. The coding region runs from base 1 to 513 and encodes 170 amino acids. The record is from RefSeq and is a predicted model, not a curated record. The transcript has a single exon.